GAAGAGUGAAAGUGCACAUGACCAGGGGAGGGGCAAAGGAAGGGAGAGAGAGAAUGAUGAAGACAAACUCCAUACCUUUUAUGAAAAGUUAAUGGCCACAGAAGGUGCUGCUGAUUCUCUGGGUGAAGUGGAAGGGUAUGUGGUCCAAAUCAGUGGUGGAAAUGACAAUGAGACCUUCUCCAUGAAGCAGGGUGUCUUGACCCAUGGCUGUGUCUGCCUGCUGCUGAGUAAGGGGCAUUCCUGCUACCGACCAAGGAGGACUGGGGGGAAGAAGCGCGAAUCUGUUCGGGGUUGCACUGUGGCUGCCAAUAUCAGUGUUCUCAACUUGAUCAUUGUGGAAAAGGGGGAGAAGGAUAUUCCUGGACUCACUGGUACUACUGUGCCUCAUCACCUGGGGCCCAAAAGAGCUCGCAGAAUCUGCAAACUUUUCAAUCUCUUUAAAGAUGACGACGUCCGCCAGUAUGCUAUAAGGAAGGCCCUAAACAAAGAUAAGAAACCAAGAACCAAAGCACCCAAGAUUCAACGUCUUGUUAUUCCACGUGUCCUCCAACACAAACAUCGGCGUACUGCUUUGAAGAAACACAAUACUAAGAAAAAUAAGAAAGAGGCUGCAGAAAAUGCUAAACUUUUGGCCAAGAGAAUGAAGGAGGCCAAAGUAAAACUCCAGGAACAGAUUGCCAAGAGACAGAGGCUGUCCUCUCUGAGAGCUUCUACCUCUGAGUCUGAGUCCAGUCAAAAAGGAGAUUUUUCUAAGAGUAACAAAUAA
Messenger RNA from Herpailurus yagouaroundi (jaguarundi), 766 nucleotides. RefSeq names its product 40S ribosomal protein S6-like. NCBI's taxonomy places the organism in Eukaryota, Metazoa, Chordata, Mammalia, Carnivora, Felidae. Gene Ontology annotation, biological process: translation. Gene Ontology annotation, molecular function: structural constituent of ribosome. Gene Ontology annotation, cellular component: ribosome. The record is from RefSeq and is a predicted model, not a curated record.